GACGCCGCGAGCGCCGAUCGACGGCGUCGAUCGACGCGACGCGACGCGCUCGAAUCACCGCGCGCGCCGUGCGCGAACGCGACGCGACGCGCGCGACGCGAAGAGGGACGCGACGCGGGACGCGACGGCAUACCGCGGACGACGGCGUCCGGACGACGGCGCGCGCGGACGCGGGACGCGACGCGACGCGACGCGAGCGGCGCUCUUCCGCGCGUCGAGUGAACGAUGCCGAAGCGAUUGGUGUCGCAGGGAAUGCUGCCGGACGUGUUCCAGCAGUACAUCAUGAAGUACCUGGACGACACGGAUUGCAACGUGCUGUCGCGCGUGUCGCACGGGUGCCUGGACGCGGUGAUCGAGUCGGGACGCGAUCCGGUGUGCGCGAUGCGGGUGAGUAAGUUCGUGCACUCGCCGGCGAUGUUGAGGUGGGCGCAGACGCAGGGCGUGCCGUGGGAUUGGCGGUUGUGUCGCGCGGCGGCGGCGAGCGGGAAGCUGGAGAGCGUGCAGUGGCUGCGCGAGCAGGGGUUCUACGCGGGGCCGAAACCGGAGGAGUGGGGGUAUCGAAACGGGUGCCCGUGGACGGCGGACACGUGCGUGGCGGCGGCGCGGGGAGGGCACUUGGAUAUUUUGAAGUGGGCGCACGCGCACGGGUGCCCGUUGAACUCGGCGGUGUUCGCGAACGCGGCGAACGGGGGGUACUUUGAAAUGAUGUGCUGGCUUCGCGAGGUGGGGUGUCCGUGGGACGAAUUGACGCCGAUUUGCGCCGCUCGAGGAGGGCAUUUGGAGAUUUUACGCUGGUUAAAGGCGGAAGGGUGUCCGUGGGGAAGCGCGGUGUGCGCGAAGGCGGCGAAGAACGGCCAGCUCGCGGUGCUGAAGUGGCUGAAACGACACAACUUCCACUGGCACUCGAGCGCGAUUCAGUACGCGUGCGAGGGCGGGCACUUGGAGGCGCUGAAGUGGUUGCGCGCGGAGGGCGAGACCUGGGACGAGCAAGCGGUGUGGGACGCGGCCAAGGGCGGACACUUACACGUUCUCGAGUGGUUGCGAGCGGAGAACUGUCCAUGGCCGCACUCGGCGGGCGACGUCGCCGCGCGCUUCGGCCACCUCGACUGCCUCAAGUUUUUGCACUCGCAAGGGGGGAUCCUGCACGACUGGACGUGCCAAGAAGCCGCGGUGGGUGGGCAUUUGGACAUGCUCAAGUGGUUACGAAUGCAAGGCUGCCCCUGGAACUUGUGGACGCCCGUGCAAGCGGCGCGACACGGCCAUCUCGAGGUGUUGAAGUGGGCGCAUAAACAGGGGUGCCCCGUCGACGCGCGCGUGUGCGCCGCCGCGGCGUACGGCGGUCACGUCGAGUUGCUCGAGUACCUUCGCGCCGAAGAAGUGCCUUGGGAUGAACAAACGUGCGCGCACGCCGCGCUCGGUGGUCACUUGAGCGUGCUGCAGUGGGCGCGCGCGCGCGGUUGUCCAUGGAACAUGUACACGUGCGAGUACAGCGCGUGGGAGGGAAAUUUGCACAUUUUGAAGUGGGCGCGUCAGCACGGGUGCUUGUGGAACUCACGCACGUGCGCGUUCGCCGCUAUAGGCGGACACUUGGACGUCUUAAAAUGGCUUCGUCAGCACGGAUGCCCUUGGGACGGUUGGACGAUUCAGAAAGCCACGGAAGAGGGCAACUUUGAACUUCGCGACUGGGCGCUCAAGCACGGCUGCCUCUCGACUUCGGCGUCGACGGAGUUUAAUUUGUCCAAUUUCCCCAACGAUGAAUUUUUACAAAUGCUCGAUGGAUAACAUCGUUGCAUACGCUUUAACGCGCACGCCGCUUUCAUCGAUGCAGUACCGACGGUGAACGACACAGUAGAUUAGUAGGGCGCUUCGCCAAAGCGCGUUUCACACGAAACGCUCAGCUUUGCAAUCAUGAUUACAGACUAAGCAUUUC
Molecule: messenger RNA, 1930 nt
Organism: Ostreococcus lucimarinus CCE9901
Lineage: Eukaryota; Viridiplantae; Chlorophyta; Mamiellophyceae; Mamiellales; Bathycoccaceae
Exons: 1
Coding region: 226-1782 (518 amino acids)
Molecular function (GO): protein binding
Source: RefSeq, a predicted model, not a curated record